GUUAGCAUUGAAAAGCUCCUUGUAAAGCUAUUAUAAAGCUGCUUGUAAAGGUUAGCAUUAAUAAGUUGGUUGCACAGAUAGUGGUUAACGUUAAGAAUCCACUUGUAGAGUAACUAAAUUGCUUGUAAAAGUUGGCGCUAAUAUGCUGUUUGUAAAGUUUAGCGGUAAUAAGCUUCUUAUAAUGGUAGGUAAUGGUAAUUUUGCUCCAUUUUAGGUUUGCUUCCCUCUACUCCACUUUAAGCAACUAAACAAGUACAAAAUAACGACGUUGUCAGAGGGAAAAGAGGGUCUAUAAAUACAAGUAAUUGUUUAAUCUUAGCUACAAGUCAAUAUUUCUUCUGUCAAGAAGAGGCCUGUGUAGUGUGCCUCCCUCCUGUGUGUAUUUUGUGUUAUUUAAGUCUGAAGAUAAUCUUGAUGGGCCCAAAAAACCUUGAUGGAAAAAGAGUCUGAAGUCAAAAACUAACAGAUCAAGCUGAAACAAAAUCGCUUGGAAGCUAUUAAAAUACUGGUCAAAAAACAAACAAAAAAAAAAACUUAUAGCAAUGAGAUAAAAUAGUGAUUUUACAAAAAAAUUAAUUUAUAGCAAAGAAUCACAAAGUGAUAUUUUACAGUGUUUUCCUAAAAGGUUUGAAUCGCCAUCUGUCUCUGGAACUCUCAUUUCUGGGUCAGGGGUGUGAGGUGUCAGGCUAGAAGUAGUGAACAGACAAACCCCCAAACUCGCUCUCAGACUCUGGGCGGAGGCCAGAAGGGUCACUGAUCGCCUCCUCCUCUGCCCUUCUCUAUUUCUGCCUACAAAUGUGCAAUUUCCCAGCAGUGCCAUCCCAACUGAAGGACUUCAGACUCACCACACAGACACUUUCAGGCUUCUCCUAUAAAACCAGAAUAUUCCCACCAAUUUUUUCUUUUUUUUGUUGUUUUUCCUGAAGAAUGCUUUUAACUCUAAAUAGUUUCUUUAUUUGCUGAUCUCUCCUCUCUCGACAGGGUUUUGUUCCCGUCAGGCUCAAUGGCAUCUAAAGGGUUGAAGUCGAAGGAUAAAAGCUCUGUUUUUGACCAUGGAUCUGUGGAAGCACCACCACCCCUUCGCAGCUACCUCUGUCUGACUGUGCUGGCCUGUUUCUGUCCUGCACACCCUGUAAACAUCGUGGGCCUGGUCUACUGCAUCAUGUCCAGAAGGAGUUACUAUCAAGGUGACUAUGAGGGAUCCCGGCGCUUGGGCAGGAUAGCUCUCCGCGUCUCCGUGGCGUCCAUCAUCAUCGGCCUUCUCAUCAUUGCCAUCAGCUGCAUCGUUCACUUCACCACGAUGGAAUAUUAAAGGUGAUCAGCUGAUCAUCUCACCUGGUGACAGACGUCCUCUGAUGUUUACCUGCGUCGACACACUACUUCUGCGGCUGUUUUCUGCACUAGCUAUCAAAGAGGGGACAUUUUUACUGUUUUAUUGAAGAAUAUUUAUGAUUGAUAAGGAGAAUUCUGGUAAUUCAAUAAGUAUCUGAUGAAAUAUUACAUUCAUUUUAUGUUUUUAACACUCAAACUCAUGUUUUAUUGCUUCUUUUCUUCAAAAUA
Molecule: messenger RNA, 1560 nt
Organism: Oryzias melastigma (Indian medaka)
Lineage: Eukaryota; Metazoa; Chordata; Actinopteri; Beloniformes; Adrianichthyidae
Product: transmembrane protein 233
Exons: 3
Coding region: 1004-1312 (102 amino acids)
Cellular component (GO): membrane
Source: RefSeq, a predicted model, not a curated record